AUGGAGCAUGGACCGCGGUACAGUCGCGGGGGUGAAUCCUCGGGUGACGUACUGGCGGGAGGCUGUUGCCGGGUGCUGGACCCGGAGAGAUCUGCUCUGGCGGGAGGCUGUUGCCGGGUGCUGGACCCGGAGAGAUCUGCUCUGGCGGGAGGCUGUUGCCGGGCGCUGGACCCUGAGAGAUCUGCUCUGGCGGGAGGCUGUUGCCGGGUGCUUAACCCGGAGAGAUCUGCUCUGGCGGGAGGCUGUUGCCGGGUGCUGGACCCGGAGAGAUCUGCUCUGGCGGGAGGCUGUUGCCGGGUGCUGGACCCUGAGAGAUCUGCUCUGGCGGGAGGCUGUUGCCGGGCGCUCGACCCUGAGAGAUCUGCUCUGGCGGGAGGCUGUUGCCGGGUGCUGGACCCUGAGAGAUCUGCUCUGGCGGGAGGCUGUUGCCGGGUGCUGGACCCAGAGAGAUCUGCUCUGGCGGGAGGCUGUUGCCGGGCGCUGGACCCGGAGAGAUCUGCUCUGGCGGGAGGCUGUUGCCGGGCGCUGGAACCGGAGAGAUCUGCUCUGGCGGGAGGCUGUUGGCGGGCGCUGGACCCGGAGAGAUCUGCUCUGGCGGGAGGCUGUUGCCGGGUGCUGGACCCGGAGAGAUCUGCUCUGGCGGGAGGCUGUUGCCGGGCGCUGGACCCUGAGAGAUCUGCUCUGGCGGGAGGCUGUUGCCGGGCGCUGGACCCGGAGAGAUCUGUUCUGGCGGGAGGCUGUUGCCGGGCGCUGGACCCUGAGAGAUCUGCUCUGGCGGGAGGCAGUUGCCGGGUGCUGGACCCGGAGAGAUCUGCUCUGGCGGGAGGCUGUUGCCGGGCGCUGGACCCGGAGAGAUCUGCUCUGGCGGGAGGCUGUUGCCGGGCGCUGAACCCGGAGAGAUCUGCUCUGGCGGGAGGCUGUUGCCGGGCGCUGAACCCGGAGGGAUCUGCUCUGGCGGGAGGCUGUUGCCGGGCGCUGGACCCGGAGAGAUCUGCUCUGGCGGGAGGCUGUUGCCGGGCGCUGGACCCGGAGGGAUCUGCUCUGGCGGGAGGCUGUUGCCGGGCGCUGGACCCGGAGGGAUCUGCUCUGGCGGGAGGCUGUUGCCGGGCGCUGGACCCGGAGGGAUCUGCUCUGGCGGGAGGCUGUUGCCGGGCGCUGAACCCGGAGGGAUCUGCUCUGGCGGGAGGCUGUUGCCGGGCGCUGGACCCGGAGGGAUCUGCUCUGGCGGGAGGCUGUUGCCGGGCGCUGGACCCGGAGAGAUCUGCUCUGGCGGGAGGCUGUUGCCGGGCGCUGAACCCGGAGGGAUCUGCUCUGGCGGGAGGCUGUUGCCGGGCGCUGAACCCGGAGGGAUCUGCUCUGGCGGGAGGCUGUUGCCGGGCGCUGAACCCGGAGGGAUCUGCUCUGGCGGGAGGCUGUUGCCGGGCGCUGAACCCGGAGGGAUCUGCUCUGGCGGGAGGCUGUUGCCGGGCGCUGGACCCGGAGAGAUCUGCUCUGGCGGGAGGCUGUUGCCGGGCGCUGGACCCGGAGAGAUCUGCUCUGGCGGGAGGCUGUUGCCGGGCGCUGGACCCGGAGAGAUCUGCUCUGGCGGGAGGCUGUUGCCGGGUGCUGGACCCUGAGAGAUCUGCUCUGGUGGGAGGCUGUUGCCGGGCGCUGGACCCGGAGGGAUCUGCUCUGGCGGGAGGCUGUUGCCGGGCGCUGGACCCGGAGAGAUCUGCUCUGGUGGGAGGCUGUUUCCGGGCGCUGGACCCUGAGAGAUCUGCUCUGGUGGGAGGCUGUUUCCGGGCGCUGGACCCGGAGAGAUCUGCUCUGGUGGGAGGCUGUUGCCGGGCGCUGGACCCGGAGAGAUCUGCUCUGGCGGGAGGCUGUUGCCGGGCGCUGGACCCUGAGAGAUCUGCUCUGGCGGGAGGCUGUUGCCGGGCGCUGGACCCUGAGAGAUCUGCUCUGGUGGGAGGCUGUUGCCGGGCGCUGGACCCGGAGGGAUCUGCUCUGGCGGGAGGCUGUUGCCGGGCGCUGGACCCUGAGAGAUCUGCUCUGGCGGGAGGCUGUUGCCGGGUGCUGGACCCUGAGAGAUCUGCUCUGGUGGGAGGCUGUUGCCGGGCGCUGGACCCUGAGAGAUCUGCUCUGGUGGGAGGCUGUUGCCGGGCGCUGGACCCGGAGGGAUCUGCUCUGGCGGGAGGCUGUUGCCGGGCGCUGGACCCGGAGGGAUCUGCUCUGGCGGGAGGCUGUUGCCGGGCGCUGGACCCUGAGAGAUCUGCUCUGGUGGGAGGCUGUUGCCGGGCGCUGGACCCGGAGGGAUCUGCUCUGGCGGGAGGCUGUUGCCGGGCGCUGGACCCGGAGGGAUCUGCUCUGGCGGGAGGCUGCUGUUGCCGGGCGCUGGACCCGGAGGGAUCUGCUCUGGCGGGAGGCUGUUGCCGGGCGCUGGACCCGGAGGGAUCUGCUCUGGCGGGAGGCUGUUGCCGGGCGCUGGACCCGGAGAGAUCUGCUCUGGCGGGAGGCUGUUGCCGGGCGCUGAACCCGGAGGGAUCUGCUCUGGCGGGAGGCUGUUGCCGGGCGCUGAACCCGGAGGGAUCUGCUCUGGCGGGAGGCUGUUGCCGGGCGCUGAACCCGGAGGGAUCUGCUCUGGCGGGAGGCUGUUGCCGGGCGCUGAACCCGGAGGGAUCUGCUCUGGCGGGAGGCUGUUGCCGGGCGCUGGACCCGGAGAGAUCUGCUCUGGCGGGAGGCUGUUGCCGGGCGCUGGACCCGGAGAGAUCUGCUCUGGCGGGAGGCUGUUGCCGGGCGCUGGACCCUGAGAGAUCUGCUCUGGUGGGAGGCUGUUGCCGGGCGCUGGACCCUGAGAGAUCUGCUCUGGUGGGAGGCUGUUGCCGGGCGCUGGACCCGGAGGGAUCUGCUCUGGCGGGAGGCUGUUGCCGGGCGCUGGACCCGGAGAGAUCUGCUCUGGUGGGAGGCUGUUGCCGGGCGCUGGACCCUGAGAGAUCUGCUCUGGUGGGAGGCUGUUGCCGGGCGCUGGACCCGGAGAGAUCUGCUCUGGCGGGAGGCUGUUGCCGGGCGCUGGACCCUGAGAGAUCUGCUCUGGCGGGAGGCUGUUGCCGGGCGCUGGACCCGGAGGGAUCUGCUCUGGCGGGAGGCUGUUGCCGGGCGCUGGACCCUGAGAGAUCUGCUCUGGCGGGAGGCUGUUGCCGGGCGCUGGACCCUGAGAGAUCUGCUCUGGCGGGAGGCUGUUGCCGGGUGCUGGACCCUGAGAGAUCUGCUCUGGUGGGAGGCUGUUGCCGGGCGCUGGACCCUGAGAGAUCUGCUCUGGUGGGAGGCUGUUGCCGGGCGCUGGACCCUGAGAGAUCUGCUCUGGUGGGAGGCUGUUGCCGGGCGCUGGACCCGGAGGGAUCUGCUCUGGCGGGAGGCUGUUGCCGGGCGCUGGACCCUGAGAGAUCUGCUCUGGUGGGAGGCUGUUGCCGGGCGCUGGACCCUGAGAGAUCUGCUCUGGUGGGAGGCUGUUGCCGGGCGCUGGACCCGGAGGGAUCUGCUCUGGCGGGAGGCUGUUGCCGGGCGCUGGACCCUGAGAGAUCUGCUCUGGCGGGAGGCUGUUGCCGGGUGCUGGACCCUGAGAGAUCUGCUCUGGUGGGAGGCUGUUGCCGGGCGCUGGACCCUGAGAGAUCUGCUCUGGUGGGAGGCUGUUGCCGGGCGCUGGACCCUGAGAGAUCUGCUCUGGUGGGAGGCUGUUGCCGGGCGCUGGACCCGGAGGGAUCUGCUCUGGCGGGAGGCUGUUGCCGGGCGCUGGACCCUGAGAGAUCUGCUCUGGCGGGAGGCUGUUGCCGGGUGCUGGACCCUGAGAGAUCUGCUCUGGCGGGAGGCUGUUGCCGGGUGCUGGACCCGGAGAGAUCUGCUCUGGCGCCGGGAGUUCCCCUACCCCAGUAUGCGCUGGCAGAGACCCCAUCAAGGCAGAGCGGCGCACCCGCCUCAGAACAGAAGUGGCUCUACCUCUUUCUCGAAACGACUCAGUUCCUCUGGAGGGUGCGGAGGCUAUUCGGGACGACCGGUCGGUCGGGCGGGGACCGGGACGAUCGUUCGCCCGCGGGCUCGGCGUACCAGGAAUGGAGGAGGGGGUUUGGGGAGGGGUAA
Molecule: messenger RNA, 4113 nt
Organism: Bacillus rossius redtenbacheri
Lineage: Eukaryota; Metazoa; Arthropoda; Insecta; Phasmatodea; Bacillidae
Exons: 4
Coding region: 1-4113 (1370 amino acids)
Source: RefSeq, a predicted model, not a curated record